[Candida] anglica is the source of this 470-nucleotide messenger RNA. The record is from the annotation of a GenBank genome assembly. Lineage: Eukaryota; Fungi; Ascomycota; Pichiomycetes; Serinales; Debaryomycetaceae.
UAUUCUUUAUAGAUACAAACAAUCAAUCAUGGACCAAUUAAACGUUAAGGAACAACAAGAGUUUCAACAAAUUGUUGAACAAAAGCAAAUGAAGGAUUUCAUGAGAUUAUACUCCAACUUGGUCUCUAAGUGUUUCGAAGAUUGUGUUAACGACUUCACUUCUGCCAACUUGACCACCAAGGAAACUUCUUGUAUUACCAAGUGUUCUGAAAAGUUCUUGAAGCAUUCUGAAAGAGUUGGACAAAGAUUCCAAGAGCAAAACGCUUUGUUGAUGCAAAACAUGCAAAAACGUUAAUGAUGUCUUAUUUUAUUUAAGGGUAGGAGUUGAUUCCGGAAUGAAUAUUGUUUGGUAAUUUUGAUGAAGGAACGGACAUAUAAAUUCAAAAUGAAAAAAAAAAAUUAUUAUUAUUGUUUGAACGUAUCCCAAAUAAUUGUAAUUUUAUUGGAGAUAUGUUUCUACAUUCUACCCC